AACUCUUUCUGCGGGGCGUUCCUCCGACCAGCCUGCCGUGCACAGUGCCUUUCCUCGACUGCGCGUACGUCUUCAUUCGUUGGCCAGACACAUAGAGGUCUGCACGGUCUUUCACGGAGAACACCGGCACGCUCCGUCCGCCAGGACGGCCCACAGUCGAGCUGGAUACCUCGCAGACAUGCAUCGACUGAGAGUGGCCCUUCGAGCUCGUCGAGUUCGUCAAAUGCUCCUCCGCCUCCACCAGGUGGCUCCCGCCCACAAUUCAAGAACAGACAGGAGCUCUAUGCGGCCCGGAACCGUAGCCUGCUCAUGUACACCAGCGCAGUGAUCAUAGCGGGCAUCGGCGUGACCUACGCGGCGGUCCCGCUCUACCGCAUGUUCUGCGCCGCGACCGGCUUCGCGGGCACGCCCAAGGUCGGCAUGGGCAAGUUCGAGGCGGACCGGCUCGUGCCCGUCGAGGACGCGAAGCGCAUCAAGGUGCACUUCAACGCGGACACGGCGGACGCGCUCCCGUGGUCGUUCACGCCGCAGCAGCGCUUUGUGAGCGUGCUCCCGGGCGAGACGAGCCUCGCGUUCUACAAGGCGAAGAACACGUCCGACAAGGACAUCAUCGGCAUCGCGACGUACAACGUCACGCCCGACCGGAUUGCGCCGUACUUCGCAAAGGUGGAGUGCUUCUGCUUCGAGGAGCAGAAGCUGCUUGCCGGCGAAGAGGUCGACAUGCCCCUGCUGUUCUUCAUCGACCGCGACGUGCUCGACGACCCCGCCUGCCGGAAUCUGGACGACGUCGUUCUGUCAUACACGUUCUUCCGGGCACGGCGGAACGCACAGGGCCACCUCGAGCCCGACGCCGACGACGAGAUUGUGCAAGCCUCUCAGGGCUUUUCGGGGUACGACAUCGCCCCUAGGGCGGAAGACCGAAAAAAGAGCGAGGAGAAGCCCUCCUCAUAAUACUGGUUUUAUCGUAUACUGCCCUAAUAUCACUCCACUCUCGGAUCAGCUUUCCUGCAUUAAUCCCAAGC
Molecule: messenger RNA, 1022 nt
Organism: Trametes versicolor FP-101664 SS1
Lineage: Eukaryota; Fungi; Basidiomycota; Agaricomycetes; Polyporales; Polyporaceae
Product: cytochrome oxidase assembly factor
Exons: 5
Coding region: 310-951 (213 amino acids)
Cellular component (GO): mitochondrial inner membrane
Molecular function (GO): copper ion binding
Source: RefSeq, a predicted model, not a curated record